Molecule: messenger RNA, 2163 nt
Organism: Purpureocillium lilacinum
Lineage: Eukaryota; Fungi; Ascomycota; Sordariomycetes; Hypocreales; Ophiocordycipitaceae
Source: RefSeq, a predicted model, not a curated record
AUGUCUAGGAACGAGCAUCGGCCUAUGAGCAUCGAUGCCAUGCUGGACAUGGAGCGGCAGGAGGUGCUUGCCCUGCUCGAAAGCAAAAGCCAGGGAAGCGCCUCUCCCGAGAGAGAACGGAUUCGCUCUUCGUCACCCUAUGCCGCGGCACCACACUCCCCCGUCCGGAGUAUGCUGGACAUUGAGGAGGAAGACGAUAGUGUACGCACCGCGCCGGGUAAUCAAGCCCCAGUGCGAAGCAUGCUGGACGUCGACGGGCCCGUCGCGACGACACAGGCACCGGUGCGCAGCAUGCUCGAUCUCAACCGCCCAUCACCACCUGCAUCGACCCACAGGAGCGUUAGCCCCAUAUCACCUGGGACAGCCGAGCCACGGUUUUCGUCGUCGCAAUCGAUGGGAGCCCUACACCCGAGGAGUAUGUCAGAUGCCGCCAUGAAGCCAAGUAAUCUCGGAGGGCGUUCAUCGUCACGCAAUGACCGAACUUCCGAAUAUCAGUUCUCGGGCAUACUGUCACACAACACUGGCGCGCCUGGACAAGCGAAAAGGACCAGCUCGUCAGGCAAGAGGCUGUCUCACGGCAACUCUCUGGGCGAGGCCCUUCGUGGAGCCGACCUCAGCAGUCUCCAGCUUGGUGGUGAUCGUGGCCGCCAUUCGUCCAUCGGCAGCCGCCUGGGACAAUCCAAGUCUCCGCAUGGCCGGUGGGACGCUAGAUCACGCUCACCAGCCACCUUCUCAUCUAAACUAUCGUCCAAUAAGACAAUGUUGGAUGAUGGACAAACCUUGGACCUCAGCAACGCAUACCGCAGGCUGUCCGACGCCAACUUGGCCUUCAGCAGCGGGAGCCUGGCCAGUCUCCCUAUGCGCAAGCGCUCCGAUGACGCGGGCGAGGGCAGACUGGUCAAGGAUUACCUCGGACCGGAUGGCGAGCAUCUUGAAUCGAGCGACGAAGAGGAGCCGUACUCUUCCGACGACGAGGACCGCGGACGUAAGACGGCACCUAGGGCGUUGAACCCUCGCGCUCGCGGAGACAGUCGGGAUAGCAAAUCGCGGUCACCGUCAGGUCCAGCCGAGCGCAAAAGCUUGAGCUUGCUGGCUGCUGCCGAAGCAGAACGUAAGGAGGUGGCCUCGCAGCGGCCCGCUUACCAGUAUAGGUCUCUGAUCCCGGAGCCGGAGAUCAAGAUCACCAACACGUCUGGCGAUACUGUGAAGCAGUCGAAGGGCGGGAUUCACCCGCAGACAAGCUACGACCCAGCCUUGGCGUCUGGUGCGCCUUCUGUUGUCGACUCAGACGAGGAGGCCGACAUGGACGACAUCAAGCGGGCGCAGAAACUGUCGUUUUCCAUGACCAAUAUCAUGACAAGCCCGGAAUCGCAUCGUUCGAUCCGCAUCAUCUAUCGCGGAGAGUAUAACAAAAUUCUCCAGCAAGCCGAGGACGAGAGCCACCGCCUGAGAAAGUACCUCGUGGCAACGGACUUGAGCGACGAAUCUACGCAUGCGCUGGAGUGGGCCAUUGGAACAGUGUUGCGGGAUGGCGAUACCCUCAUCGCCAUAUACUGUGUGGAUGAGGAGACGGGAAUCGUGACUGGCGAGGGGUCCUUGGUGCCCGACGAACCUGGAGCGAUGAAGGAGCAGGCCGCAGCGAUCAACAGCGUCACCAACUCGAAAACAGCUCCAGCUCCUGUCAGCCCGCUUAGAGAGCUGCACAGGGCUGCGCCCUUGCACAUGCGAAACGCAUCUGGGGACACGCCGACGUCGUCGCCAGCGCCGUCUGUGAGGGGCGACCGGAAGAAGGCGGAAGAAGAACGAAUCCACGCUAUCAACGUCAUGACCAACAAGGUGGUGCGGCUGCUGCGGAAAACAAGGUUGCAGGUGCGGGUGAUUGUGGAAGUGCUUCACUGCAAGAACCCGAGACACCUCAUCACCGAGGUGAUUGACCUGGUAAACCCAACUCUUGUUGUUAUCGGCAGCCGAGGCAGGAGUGCGCUCAAAGGUGUCAUCUUGGGCUCCUUCUCCAACUACUUGGUAACAAAGAGCUCAGUACCAGUCAUGGUGGCGAGAAAGCGGCUCCGGAAGCAGAGCAAGUACAAGCAGAAAGCAGUCAAGCAAGUUAACAACCUCAGCAACCCCGCGGCGCGGAGUCUCGCGAACGCGAAGAUCGACUAG